CCAUCGGUAACAUGAGCGGUGACAAGAUUGCCGCAGAAACGAACGAUGUCGAAGUCAAGGCGCAGACCCAUGGUGAAUACCAGUAUCUCAACCUCUUGAGGGAUAUAUUGGAAAAUGGAAAGCGCAAAAGCGACAGGACCGGAACAGGGACACUGUCGGUGUUUGGCCGUCAGUGCAGAUAUUCCCUCGCAAAUGGCACGAUGCCACUUCUCACCACCAAACGGGUAUUCUGGCGUGGGGUGGUUGAGGAGUUGCUUUGGUUUCUAAGGGGGUCUACUGAUGCCAACGAGCUCUCAAAGAAUGGCGUGCAUAUUUGGGACGGCAAUGGCUCCAGGCAGUUCUUGGACAGCCUUGGCUUCACUGAGCGAGAGGAAGGCGACCUUGGUCCAGUAUAUGGAUUUCAGUGGAGACAUUUUGGUGCUCUGUACAGAGAUAUGAGAACUGACUAUGGAAGAGAAGGUGUGGACCAAAUUACAAACCUCAUCAGCACCAUCAAGGACAAUCCAGAUGAUCGCAGAAUGAUUCUUUGUUCUUGGAACCCAGCAGAUCUGAGCAAGAUGGCACUGCCUCCGUGCCAUUGCCUAGCGCAGUUCUACGUCAGUGAGGACGAGCUGUCUUGUCAACUCUAUCAGCGCUCGGCUGAUGUGGGAUUGGGCGUGCCAUUUAACAUUGCCAGUUAUGCUCUGCUCACGCACAUGAUGGCCAAAGUGACAGGAAAGCGGGCCAGCGAGUUUGUGCACACACUUGGUGAUGCACACAUCUAUCUCAACCAUGUUGACGCCCUCAAGAAACAGCUUGAACGAGAGCCACGACCUUUCCCAAAGCUUCUGAUCAAGCGUGACGUAACCGACAUCUUUGAUUUCAAGUCUUCAGAUUUUGAGCUUUGCGACUACAACCCCCAUCCAGCAAUCAAGAUGGAAAUGUCGGUGUAGAGUUUGCUGUGGCGGUUAUAAUUUUUGGGCUUACAGUCAACGUCAGAUUUUUUGUACUCCCUAGAGGCCGCGAAAACACCCGAAAAGUCGAGCCGUCCGAAAAAAUGAAUGUGGGCCGUUUACGGCUCAGAAGGGCACCAAAUGCCACAGGCACGUCCGAAAUAGCUCAAAAGGCCUGCCAGUACACUUUAGGGGUAUCGGUGCUCGUACUGUAAUAGAAGACGGCGUGUACACGCGUAUAUAAUUAAGGAAUACAUAGUCUUCCCUGCCAAUUGCCCCUUCCCACUCGUGGUAUCCUUCACCGCAAUACUUCGCACAUGCUACACUGCGUAACAUUGCUGUAUUGAGGCGAAGCCGACUUUUGAAAACCAGCCUUGUGCAACGCUUUGUGCUUUUUGAGCUUCGAAGCCAUUGGCGAGGAUUAAAAAGGCGGAGUCGGCCCUAUUGCUAACAGCGGCGAAUUGUUUCAAUGAAAAACACGGCACUGAACAGCAAGAAGCUUGGUAGCAAACGUCGAAGUAGCUGCAAAAUUGCGCCAGUGGUGGCUUUAAUUAAUGCCGUUUCUGACCUGCAGUCAUGACAAAAGGGCUGAAAAAUCGGAUGGCAAAGGUUUCUUGGGUCUGCGAAGGUGUCCGAAAAAUCAGGUGUUGACUGUACAAGGCUUUUGCUGUCUUUUUCUUUCUUGUCUCCGAGGAAAACAGCUUUUAUUUAAGCGUUGCCAAUGUUUUUGUGAUAUUUAUUCACAAUUUGUGACCACCAUUCACAACUUCCAUAGUGUACAUAUGCACUUCUACAUGUCCAUGUCUUGAUAAAUAGCUGUACUUCAAAAUGGCAUGUUUGGUGCCCAUUUUAUUUUAGUGUUAUUGGGGCAUUGCGAUUACAGCAUUUAUUUUUUGAAGAACAAUGGCAGUAUCAUUUAACAUGGGGACGUAGAAACAGUGGACUUUAAUUUCACAGGUUCUUUUUUGUGCGAUAUCUGUAGACUCCUCUGUGUAUCUCUUUCAUCACCUAUGUAUUGGCUAGUCUUUCCUAAAACAACUGAAUUAUUAUUUUCACUAUUAUAAUAAUGGAGCACUGCAGUUGUCAUGACUGAAUCACUGGAGGUCAGGUUUACCAUUGUGUUAACCAUGUGAUUUAAUACCACUGUGCAUAUUUUUUCUUGCCCCCAUAUGUUCAUGCUACGUUCAACUUCCCUUUGCUCUCCUGGGCUUUCGGACUUGAUGUAAUUAUUCUUUGGGUCAAAUUAAAAGAGGCAGACAAGAAGUCUACGAACCCGGUUUCAGUUUCAUACCUGGGUGUAACUUGCAGGCAACUUUUGCACCUAUUUUCUUGGAAGGUAUAUGCUACAGUUAGGUUAAACACAGCAAUUUAUUGUGAGCUGUUGUUCUCACCUGAAACUUGGCCAAGGACAAGCUGGGAAUAGGCGAUUUCGGGAGGAGAUGGUGUGUCAACACAUUACUGUUUCUUCUUGCCUUCAAAGCAGAUGUUAUUGGGGUCAGGUGUAUGCAUGCUUAGUAAGUCAAGUUCAAGUUACCUGGCAAAGGUCAAAGCAGCAAGUCUUGGCCCAGCCAGGACCUUUGGUCUGAAUGGAAUUUGAGACCAACGACAAUAUUUGACUUUGGCUAAAUUAGUUAAAACUGAGUAGUAUGUACUAUUGAAACAGCUGUGGCAAAGCUGCAGGGCUGGUAAUUGUCUUCCUUAUUAACAGCCCUAAAUAGCACUCAUUUCCAGCGAGUGGCAAUGGCAAAGCCUUUCGCCAGUUUUGGUGUCGGGUACGCCUGUUUCUGCAAGCUUCCACUUGUAUUUAAAAUGUAGGGCUUUGCACAAGCGCUGCUCCAUAUCCAUUCUAAAGCGAUGCAUUUUAUGCCAUGCAAAAUUUAAUUGUAGUUGCCCUCUCAUCAAAAAAUUUCAUUAAAUGCAAUCAAAUUAGUAGUCUACAGUUUCUCUUGUGUGCAUUACAUGCAAUUACGUAUACUUGCAUUUAUUUUGCUGAAUGAAUCACUUAACUGUUUAUUCCAGUCUUUCACGAUUUAUCACAUGGUGGCCAUGUAUAUAAAGGCAUAAAUUGACUCGGCUAGCUGUUUGGGCGAGGUGGUUGUACCUCUUGCAAGUAUGCUAGCAACAGCAUGCACCCAUUCUGUUGUUCAGUGUUGAAAACCAAAGAAAAAUAAAGCAACUCAAGUUGGAA
Messenger RNA from Dermacentor andersoni, 3120 nucleotides. It is a transcript of the gene Ts, whose product is annotated as Thymidylate synthase. Gene Ontology annotation, biological process: dTMP biosynthetic process. Gene Ontology annotation, cellular component: mitochondrion; cytosol. The record is from RefSeq and is a predicted model, not a curated record. Lineage: Eukaryota; Metazoa; Arthropoda; Arachnida; Ixodida; Ixodidae. Gene Ontology annotation, molecular function: thymidylate synthase activity.